AUCGGCAGAUUUUAUUUUCGGCCGAAAAAUCGUCCGAUUUUCGACCCAUCUAUGGCCUGCAUUACUCCAAUGAUUGCAAAAAUUGGCCGUUUUUCAUGAAUUUUCCAGCAUGACCGAUAAUGAAGUUGAAGAGGAACCGCGAAAAUCGGCUGAUGUCAUUGCCCUGCUAACAGUGCGAAAAUCGGCCGAUUAUUCUUUCAGACAAAAAAUCUGCCGAUAAACGAACCGUCUAUGGCCUGCAUUAGAAUUUCACCGAGCACAGCAG
This is a messenger RNA of Staurois parvus, 265 nucleotides long. The record is from the annotation of a GenBank genome assembly. NCBI's taxonomy places the organism in Eukaryota, Metazoa, Chordata, Amphibia, Anura, Ranidae.